AUGGCUCAAUCCGGAGAGAUCAAUCCAGUCCCUGCACCUCCAUUGAAUGCGCCGGCCUCAUCGAAUACAUGUGAGCUCUGGGCCAUUGAUGCGACCACCGAUAUUCUCGUCCCUACCGUCUCAUUGAUCGAGCCCGAAAUCAAAGGCCAUGAAUUCCUCAACCUGCCCACCUUUGCUUUCUACAUCCACAACCCCCGACUCAACAAGCGCGUUCUCUUCGACAAUGGGGCGCGCAAGGACUGGUGGAAUGUUCCUCCUCGUGUCUUCCAUAACCUCAAGACCAAAGGAGUGGCUGGCAUCCGGACCACCUACGAUGUCUAUGACAUCCUCGCCGCUGGAGGAGUUGACCCCAAGACGAUCGACGCUGUCGUCUGGAGUCAUUUCCACUGGGACCACGUGGGGAAUAUCCAGCUGUUUCCCAAAUCCACCGAUAUCGUCGUGGGGCCUGGCUUCAAGAAAGCCUUCUUACCGGGCUACCCAGCUGAUCCAAAAUCGCCGUUCUACGAGGCCGACUUUGAGGGCCGCAAUCUCCGCGAGAUCAAAUUCGACGAUUCUCUGAAGAUUGGCAAAUUCCAGGCUUACGACUACUUCGGCGACGGAAGCUUCUACAUUCUCAACACCCCUGGACACACAAUCGGACAUAUCUCAGGCCUGGUCCGCACGACUCCUGACACCUUUGUCUUCCUGGGGGGUGACAUCUCCCAUUUUCCGGGCACGUACCGGCCCACGCAGUAUGUUCCCCUACCAGAGGUGCUUCCUGCGGAGACGAAGCUGGACGCGAGAUUUUCCCUGCCCUGCGCCUGCUCUCUCUUCACUGCAUGCCAUCCGAACCCGUCGACCGCGCGGACAACGCCUUACUACCACGUGUCCCAGCAUCAGGACUCGUGGUACGAUGACCCCCAGCAGGCGCAGAAGUCGAUCGACGGCCUGAUGGAAUUCGAUGCGAGCGAGAACGUGUUCGUGGCCAUCGCCCACGACCCUGCGCUGCGAGAGGUCUGUGAACUGUUUCCGCACGCUACCUUGAACGAGUGGAAAGCGAAGGGCUGGGCACGGCGAUCGCACUGGCAUUUUGUGAACGAGUUACCUAUCGACGGGAAGCCAGGACGCCCGAAGCUUGUAGAGGGAUUGCUCAAAGAUGGGAAGCCCGUCGAAUAG
Messenger RNA from Rasamsonia emersonii CBS 393.64, 1155 nucleotides. RefSeq lists its product as uncharacterized. Bases 1 to 1155 code for a protein of 384 amino acids. The record is from RefSeq and is a predicted model, not a curated record. The transcript has a single exon. Lineage: Eukaryota; Fungi; Ascomycota; Eurotiomycetes; Eurotiales; Trichocomaceae.